GUUUUCUUUCUAAGCUCUUUGAGGAUGUCGAAGAAUACCAAGACACAAGCUGCUGCAGCACAGAUGAUGAUUGAUGAUGAGCCAGAUGACUGGGACAAGAGGAUCUUCAGCACAGGCUGCGCAGAUGAAAACGCGAAGCUGACAGAUUGCUACUACGAGAAGAAAGACUGGCGAGCGUGCAAAGUUGAGAUGGAGAUCUUUCGACAGUGUUGGCAAAAGCAUGGGAAUAAUAAGCGAACUGACUCUAAAGAUGUCUGAACGUUCUCUGCAUUGCGAACCGCACAAUACACCAGUCACUAUAAGUAUGCGAACACGUGUAAUGAUAUCGUUCAUGUUUCAUUAGGGUGUGUUCGAUAGUAUGUACGCUAAGAACGAGGACCGCUCAUGAAAUCCAAGAAUGUUUUUUGGCUGCACAUA
Didymella exigua CBS 183.55 is the source of this 417-nucleotide messenger RNA. RefSeq lists its product as uncharacterized. Gene Ontology annotation, cellular component: mitochondrial intermembrane space. Gene Ontology annotation, biological process: mitochondrial respiratory chain complex IV assembly. The record is from RefSeq and is a predicted model, not a curated record. The transcript is spliced from 4 exons. Lineage: Eukaryota; Fungi; Ascomycota; Dothideomycetes; Pleosporales; Didymellaceae. Bases 25 to 258 code for a protein of 77 amino acids.